GCCGAUGCCGCGCCUGGCCACUCGCAACACUCUCCACUGUUGCCCAGCCCCAACGGGUCGAUUAGCUAGCUAGCUACCAUGAAAAGCAAGGUCUGCAUCUCUCUUGUAAUCCUCGCGCUAGCUGUGCUCCCUGGCCUGGGCAUGAAGGCGGCCGCGCUCGCCGGCGGAACGGCUACCACCGAGGACGCGGCGGCGUCGCAGAUGAUGGCGAUAUCGCCAUCAUCGAUGAAGCUAGAAGACGGCGUGCCGCCAGAGCUUGCGGUGGUGGACUUGGAGGUGCACCGCCGCGUCCUCACGGGCACAAACAUCAGCCCGAAUAACGGCCUGAAUCCCUACAGGCCAGUCUGCAACCCCGCGUGCACACCCGGAAAGUCGUACAAUUUCCAAGGCCGGCCGUGCGCCAAUAUUUACAUGUGCGUCGGUCACAGAUAAAUGGGAGGGCAUUAGGAAUGCUUCCUCCUUCCUGCCCGUCGUCAGUGCCUGGAUGCACACGCGUUCCAUCGAUCCAUGUUUUAUUUCCAUUUUCAUUUUGCAAUUUCUUUUAGUGUUGUCGUUGUGGUGGAACCCGUUCAACAGGGUGCAAGUUCUAGACUUGGCACUAGUGUUUGCAUUUUUCUAUAUUUAUUUUAUGUUUUACAACAAUGCUUGUUUAGUGGGAGAAGAUGUUCGUGUCGACUGCGAAGGCACAUGUGAUGACAUCGUUAAUCUCAAGAUAUUAUGCCGACUCAGUAUUCCGUAGGUGAGUUAAAUGCACAGAACCACCACUUCCGUGUGUCACGAUUAGUGAAAACCAUCAC
Messenger RNA from Triticum aestivum (bread wheat), 797 nucleotides. RefSeq lists its product as uncharacterized. The record is from RefSeq and is a predicted model, not a curated record. The transcript has a single exon. The coding region runs from base 79 to 432 and encodes 117 amino acids. Lineage: Eukaryota; Viridiplantae; Streptophyta; Magnoliopsida; Poales; Poaceae.